AUGGAGGCAUUGACCUCCAUGCAAGCUGCGACGUACCUCGUACCAGUGCUGAUGAAAUGCCUCUCCACAGACCACUUACUCCAGCUUGGAGGAUAUUGGCAGAGGGCGUCUUUCGCUAGCAACACCGUUCCCAUGGGCUCGAUUGCGGUCUAG
Messenger RNA from Uncinocarpus reesii 1704, 153 nucleotides. RefSeq lists its product as uncharacterized. The coding region runs from base 1 to 153 and encodes 50 amino acids. NCBI's taxonomy places the organism in Eukaryota, Fungi, Ascomycota, Eurotiomycetes, Onygenales, Onygenaceae. The transcript is spliced from 2 exons. The record is from RefSeq and is a predicted model, not a curated record.